AUGUCUAAGAUCACAGUCGCUAAUGUCCGGACGCAAGUCGCCGAGCUCUUGGAGUACUCCAACGAGACCAAGAAGCGCAACUUCCUUGAGACCGUUGAGCUCCAGAUCGGCCUGAAGAACUAUGACCCCCAGCGUGACAAGCGUUUCUCCGGCACCAUCAGGCUGCCCGCCAUCCCCCGCCCCAACAUGGCCAUCUGUAUCCUCGGUGACCAGCACGAUCUCGACCGUGCCAAGCACGGCGGUGUCGACGCCAUGUCCGCUGAUGACCUCAAGAAGCUGAACAAGAACAAGAAGCUCAUCAAGAAGCUUGCCCGCAAGUACGAUGCCUUCAUUGCUUCCGAGGCUCUCAUCAAGCAGAUCCCCCGUCUCCUCGGUCCCGGUCUGUCCAAGGCUGGCAAGUUCCCCACCCCCGUCUCUCACGCCGACGACCUGACUGGCCGCAUCAACGAGGUCAAGUCCACCAUCAAGUUCCAGCUCAAGAAGGUUCUCUGCAUGGGUGUCGCCGUCGGCAACGUCGAGAUGGGCCAGGAGCAGCUCAUUGGUAACAUCAUGCUUGCCAUCAACUACCUCGUCUCCCUCCUCAAGAAGGGCUGGCAGAACGUUGGAAGCCUGGUCAUCAAGGCUUCCAUGUCUCCUCCCCACCGCCUGUACUAA
Molecule: messenger RNA, 654 nt
Organism: Clonostachys solani
Lineage: Eukaryota; Fungi; Ascomycota; Sordariomycetes; Hypocreales; Bionectriaceae
Source: the annotation of a GenBank genome assembly